AUGAACGACAUCACUCCAAAUAUAGCCGCGAAUGUCAAGACUUCUCAUCAAGGGAGCGAAAAGGCGGCUGCCGACAAUUGCACACAGGAUAUAGAAGAACAAGAUGCAGUUGUUUUCCAGCGCCGAUAUACAGUAUUUACCAAGGGCCAGAAACGAUUCAUCAGCCUUACUGCAUCAUUUGCAGCGAUGUUCUCGACGCUUAUGAGCUACAUCUACUAUCCAGCAUUGGUGCCAAUGUCUCGGUCCCUCGGGGUAUCGGUAUCGCUGAUCAACCUGACGGUCACGUCGUAUCUGAUUGUCGCAGCGAUUGCCCCGGCAUUUAUGGGUGACAUGGCAGACCAGGCGGGGCGCCGGCCCAUCUAUAUCCUGAUGUUCACGCUCCUCAUCGCCGCCAAUAUUGGCAUCGCGCUUCAGAACUCGUACGCCGCGCUCUUUGUACUUCGGAUGCUACAGAGCGCCGGUUCUUCAGGUCUGACCUCUGUUGCUUACGGUGUUAUUGCGGACAUCACGGUGGCUGGGGAGAGAGGUGGCUUUGUCGGUGGCAUGCUUGUUGCAACGGACUUCGCAGUCAGCCUGGGGCCGGUCAUCGGGGGCGUUAUUGCACAAGAAGUUACUUGGAGAUGGAUCUUUUGGUUUCUUGUCAUUUUGACGGGAUCACACUUCCUAAUCGUGGCUCUUUUCCUCCCGGAGACGCAGCGCAAUAUCGUCGGCGACGGAAGCGUCAAGGCCAGGGGUGUCUACUGGAGUUUCUUCAGCGUCCUGCAAAAACAUGAGAAAGAGGGGCCGUCGACCCACAUCGUGAAACCAAUGCGCCAUUAUCCCAACCCGUUCGCGUGUUUGCCGAUCCUGGCUAACAAACAGUCUCUCGUUGUCAUUCUCCUAUAUUCGAUUACCUAUGCGGUCAAGAUGACUUUGCAAGCUUCGCUUGGAGCACAGUGUGUCGAGAUCUAUCAACUUGAUUAUCUCAACGCCGGGCUUAUCUACCUCCCUUCUGGGGUUUCUGGUGGUGUUGGAGCAUUUUGUACUGGGAGAUUUCUCAACUAUCAUUACCGCCAGACCGUCAAGAAGUUAUCGAAUGGGAAUGAACGAUCCUUCGAUGGACACGAAACUGAUUUUCCGAUCGAGAAGACGCGUCUGAAAGGGGCGUACAUGUUGAUAGUCAUCACACAUCUCUGUGAUGAUCAUCAUGCAGUUCCUUACUGGUGUCACAACUGCGAGUUUGUUCGCCGCACGCUCCUCACAGAUCUGAACAUGAAACGGUCGGCUACAGCCUCAGCAGCGAUGAGCAUUGUCAGAUGCCUGGGAGCUGGUGCUGCCGUUGCGGCCGUACAACCACUGGCAAACUCGAUUGGUCUAGGCUGGUGUUUUGCUAUUUAUGCGAUAUUAUUGCUUCUCGAGCUUCCUCUGGCAUGGCUCAUACAGAAGAAUGGCAUGAAAUGGAGAAGUGCCCAAUCUAGUGACGGAAGUUCCUAA
Diaporthe amygdali is the source of this 1473-nucleotide messenger RNA. RefSeq lists its product as uncharacterized. The record is from RefSeq and is a predicted model, not a curated record. Bases 1 to 1473 code for a protein of 490 amino acids. Lineage: Eukaryota; Fungi; Ascomycota; Sordariomycetes; Diaporthales; Diaporthaceae. Gene Ontology annotation, biological process: transmembrane transport. Gene Ontology annotation, molecular function: transmembrane transporter activity. The transcript is spliced from 5 exons.